Messenger RNA from Alternaria triticimaculans, 1668 nucleotides. RefSeq lists its product as uncharacterized. The coding region runs from base 1 to 1668 and encodes 555 amino acids. The record is from RefSeq and is a predicted model, not a curated record. NCBI's taxonomy places the organism in Eukaryota, Fungi, Ascomycota, Dothideomycetes, Pleosporales, Pleosporaceae. The transcript is spliced from 2 exons.
AUGUCUGCCCCUCCUCCUAACCUGUUCAACACCGCUAUGGCUAGCCGACCCGUAUACCCGCCUUCUGGAGGUCAAGAAUCUCCUCGCAGCGAAGUAGAUCUGGACUUGGCCCUUCAGCUUCAAGAGCUCGAGAUCAACACCCUCAAGGACACUGUCGCUAUGCAUAACGAGGCAACCAAGGACCUCCGCGAUACCAUCGCCAUGCAAAAGGACGCAAUCGCCGACCACAGGGAGACAUCAAAAGAUCUCCGUGAGACCGUCAAGGUUCUUCGGGAGCGCAAUGGCGACCUUCAAGAGCUCAACAGCCACCUCGCUGUCAAGAACGCGGCCCACGUCGACCAGCGAGACAAGCUUCAAGAGACCAGGAUUGAGCUGGCAGAGCUUCGGGACGAUCAUGUUGAGCUAAUCGACAACAACAAGCGCGAAGAGGAGCGCGUCGAUGAGCUGAACGACAAGGUCAAGGAACAAGACGAUGUCAUCAAGGACCUUCGACAGCAAUACUCAAGCUUAAGCACCACCUACCAAAAGCAUAGUCUCUAUGUAUCUCGGGUCUCUGCAGCGUACAAGGCCAAGGACACGGCGUGCCAGGAACUCAAGAACGAGCAUAAGGAGCUUCAGGUCACCUACAUGACCAAGACCGGCGAGCAUAGCGCAGCUAUGAACGACCUAUCUGCCUUGCAUGAAGCUAAGGAAUCAGAGCUACAAGAGCUGAAGGACGAGCUGCAAGAGCUUCGCGACUACUACAAGGGCCACGAAGAGCUUGUGGAAGGGCUGACGACUAAGACCAAGCAGCAAGACGGCAUUAUCAAUGGUCUCAAAAGGCAAAACGACGCCGUCGAUAGCAAGCAGCGUUUCACCAUCGUCGAGCUCACUGUCGCGAUCAAGGCCAAAGACGAAGCGUUCCAGACACUGAAGAGUGAGCAUGAGAGGCUCCAGGCCACCUACGCGACUACGACCAGCGACCAUGGUGCUGCUAUGAAAAACCUCUCUGCAGCACGCAUGGCUCUGGAAGAAGAGCUGGAAGAGCUGAAGGAUGAACUGAAAGAGCUUCGCGACUACUACCAGGGCGAUUAUUACGAGGGCGACGAGGAGGUCAAUGGUGGAUCGGAAGACAGGAUCAAGGAGCAGGACAAGACUAUUGCUGAGCUCAAUGCCAAGAUAGAUCAGCUAACAAAGAAAGCUCAGAGGAAGGCCGGCCUUCGGAUAAUCGAGGCUGCGAAGUCGGAGCAGGAGGCCCAGAAGUCGCAGCAGGACACACAGCAGCGAGAUGAUACCAUCGGGUGGUUGAAGUGGGAGGUACAUGAACAAUCUGAGACCAUCGCAGAGCUGGAAAAGCAACUUACCGAGGUCAAGAAGAGUGAAGAAGUAGAUGCGGGAAGGAACGAUGUUAUCGAGACGUACAUGCGACAGCUGGAGGAAAAGAAUACUGAUAUCGAGGAGCUGCAAGAGCAAGUUCUCGGGAGCGUGUCCGAUAAGACGGCGCGUAAACUUGCCAACAAGCUGAUUGCCAAACACAAGAAGCGUGGCGAGACUCUUAAGGAAGUGAAGCGGCAGGUGAAGGCAAAGGAUGCCUACAUUAAGGGCUUGGAGGGACAGGUCUCUAACUUGGAGAAUGAGGUUCGCAACUUAGACAGUAAGAUUUACUACUUGGAAGGAGGCGAAUUCUAG